AUGGCCACUCCAUCGAGCGCUGACCAGCCGGUCACCAUUCGAACACGAAAGUUCAUCACAAACAGACUCCUGUCGCGAAAGCAGAUGGUCCUUGAUGUCCUACACCCAAACCGCGCCAAUGUCUCCAAGAACGACCUUCGAGCCAAACUCGCCGAAGUCUACAAGUCCAACGCCGAUCAGAUCAAUGUCUUUGGUAUGCGAACACAAUACGGUGGUGGCAAGACUACAGGUUUUGCUCUGAUCUACGACUCAGUUGAAGCCAUGAAGAAAUUCGAGCCACGACACCGACUGGUCAGAGUGGGACAUGCAACCAAGAUCGAGAAGGCUUCCAGGCAACAGAGAAAACAGAGGAAGAAUAGGAGCAAGAAGUUCAGAGGCACUGAGAAGACAAAGGGUGCUGCUAAGAAGGACAAGAAAUAG
Messenger RNA from Lithohypha guttulata, 420 nucleotides. RefSeq lists its product as uncharacterized. Gene Ontology annotation, molecular function: structural constituent of ribosome. Gene Ontology annotation, cellular component: ribosome. The transcript is spliced from 2 exons. The coding region runs from base 1 to 420 and encodes 139 amino acids. The record is from RefSeq and is a predicted model, not a curated record. Gene Ontology annotation, biological process: translation. Lineage: Eukaryota; Fungi; Ascomycota; Eurotiomycetes; Chaetothyriales; Trichomeriaceae.